Molecule: messenger RNA, 1371 nt
Organism: Thecamonas trahens ATCC 50062
Lineage: Eukaryota; Apusomonadida; Apusomonadidae
Product: hydrolase
Exons: 2
Coding region: 1-1371 (456 amino acids)
Molecular function (GO): poly(A)-specific ribonuclease activity
Source: RefSeq, a predicted model, not a curated record
AUGGCCAAGGGGGUGUCUCCCGCACCGCUCCAGGAUGCAUCGACCAUCGACUUCGUUCCCAGCUGGAACCGGCCGGACGUCAUCGUGGCUUCGUACAACGUGCUGGCGCAGGCGCUGGUGCGGAGGAACAUCUUUGAUUACGCCUCCAAGGCGGCGCUCAAGUGGAAGUCGCGGCGGAAGCGGCUGAUGGAGGAGCUGGUGGAGCUGAGCGCGAGCGAGACGACACCGGCGGCAGACACCAUCUUCUGCUUCCAGGAGAUGGACCACUACGACGACUUUUGGGCCGCCGCCCUCCAUGAUGAGCUUGGCCUUGUCUCCGAGUACAUGCCCAAGCCGGGCAAGGCCGACGGCUCGGCCAUCGCCUUCCACCCGGACCGCUGGAACCUUGUUGAGCGCAUCGACAUCUCGUUUGACGAUCUUGCCGAGGUCAUGCGCGCAGAAGUCGAGGCCUCGGGCCAGAUCGACGCCACCGAGGCUGCCGCCUUUGAGGCCGAGGUUCUCACCCGUCACAACGUCGGCCUCAUCGUCGUCCUUGAGCACUCCUCGCGUCCGGACGCCAAGCUUAUCGUCUACACCGGUCACUUGUUCUGGAACCCGCGCUAUCCGUUCAUCAAGCUCGUCCAAGUUGACUACCUUCUCGCUGCCCUUGACGCCGUCGCCGCCCGCUACCCGCCCGACUACACUGUUGUUCUCGCUGGUGACUUUAACCUCACGCCCGACAACACUGUCUUCCGCCUAAUGGUCGAGCCCGACGCGGCCCAGCUCAUCGACACCAUUCCUGGCCGCGCCUUUAUGCCGCCUGCGGACCACUUUUCGCCGCGGGCGGCGUCGCUCAACGUUAUCAAGUCGAUUACCCUCAAUGAGAUGGCGGCGUCCGGCGCAGACAUCCCGCCGCCCGAGGAGCUGCAUCCCACCGCAGACGUGCCGCUCCACGUUCGCGACCACCGUGAGCGCAAGGCGCCUGAGCUUCUUAAGAGCCUCGCUGCCUGCCCGCGCCUUGUCGCCCCGUACGGCGCAUACUGCCAGGCGUACAAGGCUGCGACCGGGCGCUGCCCCGUCACAGACUACGCCACGCCCGACCUGCGCAUCCCGACCAGCUCAUUCCCGCUCUACACCACCUUUUGCGGCGACCUCAACCUCUGCCUCGAUCACAUCCUGCUUUGGCGCCCGCCGUCGCACGGACAAGGCAGCCCGCGCCUCUGCCCGACCCAUCUCCUGGCCAUUCCGACUGUCGUCGCCCUCAACAGCCAGACUGGCCUCCCCAACGAUGAGCGCGGCUCUGACCACGUCCCAAUCGCUGUUGGCUUCUCCACCACGCCUUGCACCUGUGGUGCGGCGUAUGCAGCUCCGCCGCCGCUGGCCCGCGCCUAA